ACGUCACCACCUACGUCAUCAACGCGAGCCUCGACACGAAGGGACACACCACUAACGAGGACCCACCAGAGCCCGGAUGUGCGGACUAACUCGUUGAAGUGGACAAAGGUUGACCUCAGCGUCGCGAGCCAGCAGGAAGUAGCCGGAGACGGAACUCGGCCACUGCGCAGUCGCAGUGACUCUUCAUAGAGACUAAACUGUGCACGUGGACCUGUCUGAGUGGACUCUGUGUGGUUCCGCUUCAUUGAACACGUCCGGAUCGUCUCGUGUCCUGCGGAGCUCAUGACGUCAGCGUGCCAGCAGGAGGGAGACGGACCCGAACGGAGCCGAGCGACACCGAGCGGGGCCGAGUGAGAGACGCGUUUUUAACGGAGUUGUCUGGAGGAAACGUUUUCUGGAGAUGUCUAAAGUCCAACAGCUGAGAUGUUUAGUCAACCAGCGACUAACUGCGGCUGCGCAAGAGAUCUUGGGUCUGUUUGAAAGAACGAUAGCAGAGUACGAGGAGGAACUUUGUAGUUCCAGAGAGGAGAACGAGCGACACCGGAAACGACUGGACGCCGUGUUCAACCCGGAAGUCCGGUUACACAGAGCAGAUGUCCAGCAGCUGUUGGUGGUUCAAGAAGAGGUUCCCCCAGAGCAGGAGGACUGGAACUCCAGUCUGGACCAAGAGGACCCAGAGCCCCCCCACAUUAAAGAGGAACAGGAGGAACUCUGGACCAAUCAGGAGGGAGAGCAGCUUCAAGGGCUGGAGGAGGCUGGUCUCAAGUUCUCAUUCACUGUAAAGAGUGAAGAUGAUGAAGAGGAAGCUCAGUCCUCUCAGCUUCAUCAAAGACAAACUGAACACAUGGAAACAGAAGCUGAUGGAGCGGAUUGUGGAGGACCAGAACCAGACAGGAAGUUAGAUCCAGAAAGACAUCCAGGACCAGAUACUGAUGAGACUGAUGACAGUAGAGAUUGUGAGGAGACUGAGGAACCUGAGUCAUAUGUGAACCCUCAAAACAAAGAAGUACCUGUAAGUGAUGUGAACUGUAGUACUGGAAAUACAUCAAUCAGCUCUCCUGAAUGUGCUGGAAGCUCUGACCACAAGGGACAUCUGGAGAAACCCACUAGCUCCAAAACAGGAGAGAAACCAUUUCAAUGCUCACUUUGUGACAAAAGAUUUGGAUGCAAAAGUAGUCUAAAAAGACACAUGAGUGUCCACACAGGAGAGAAACCAUUUAGUUGUUCCGUUUGUGGUAAAACAUUUACACAUAAGGGAAACCUGAACAUUCACAUUAUUAGCCACACAGGAGAGAAACCAUUUAGUUGUUCCGUUUGUGGUAAAACAUUUACACAAAAGGGAAGCCUGAACAUUCACAUGAUUAACCACACAGGAGAGAAACCAUUUAGUUGUUCCGUUUGUGGUAAAACAUUUUCGCAUAAGGGAAGCCUGAACAUUCACAUGAUUAGCCACUUACGAGAGAAACCAUUUAGUUGUUCCGUUUGUGGUAAAACGUUUUCGCAUAAGGGAAACCUGAACAAACACCUGACUCUCCACACACGAGUGAAACCAUUUAGUUGUUCCGUGUGUAGUAAAACAUUUUUGCAUGAGGGAAACCUGAACUAUCACAUGUUUGUCCACACAGGAAAGAAACCAUUUAGUUGUUCCGUUUGUGGUAAAACAUUUUCACACAAGGCAAAACUGAACUAUCACAUGUUUGUCCACACAGGAGAGAAACCAUUUAGUUGUUCCGUUUGUGGUAAAACAUUUUCACAAAAGGGAAACCUGAACUAUCACAUGACUCUCCACACAGGAGUGAAACCAUUUAGUUGUUCGGUUUGUGGUAAAACAUUUUCACAAAAGGGAAACCUGAAACAACAUUUAAUUGUCCACACAAGAGAAAAAAAUUAGUUUUGGAUUUUCUUUCCAAGAUUCUCUUGUCUCGGUUAUUCGAAAAAUUGCAAGUGAAUUCAUGAGAGCAUCAGAAAUAACCAUGGUUAAACAAUUAAAAACUGUCAGGCUGAUACAGACUCCAAAAUAAGUGUAUUCAGUCAGGGCCGGAGUGGGGCCACUUUUCAGCCCGGGAAUUUCAGGCUCAAGACCAGCCCACUUGUUCCAUGGGAAUGGAAAUUGGAUAAAUGAAGCAACAGUUCAGCUCUUAUUAUCCUGUAGUUAUUUUUAAUUAAUACCAUGGUCCAACAAAUAAUGUAAAGGUACAAAAAAUA
Molecule: messenger RNA, 2205 nt
Organism: Cyclopterus lumpus (lumpfish)
Lineage: Eukaryota; Metazoa; Chordata; Actinopteri; Perciformes; Cyclopteridae
Product: gastrula zinc finger protein XlCGF28.1-like
Exons: 2
Coding region: 401-1891 (496 amino acids)
Biological process (GO): regulation of transcription by RNA polymerase II
Molecular function (GO): DNA-binding transcription factor activity; RNA polymerase II cis-regulatory region sequence-specific DNA binding
Source: RefSeq, a predicted model, not a curated record